Molecule: messenger RNA, 432 nt
Organism: Saccharomyces mikatae IFO 1815
Lineage: Eukaryota; Fungi; Ascomycota; Saccharomycetes; Saccharomycetales; Saccharomycetaceae
Gene: SWS2
Product: mitochondrial 37S ribosomal protein uS13m
Exons: 1
Coding region: 1-432 (143 amino acids)
Biological process (GO): translation
Cellular component (GO): mitochondrion; small ribosomal subunit; ribosome
Molecular function (GO): structural constituent of ribosome; RNA binding
Source: RefSeq, a predicted model, not a curated record
AUGGUUGUUCACAUCUUAGGGAAAGGUUUCAAAGGUAAAGAGGUCAUUAAAAUUGCGCUGGCUUCUAAAUUUUACGGUAUUGGUAGAACGACGGCUGAAAAGGUCUGUUCCAAACUAGGGUUUUAUCCAUGGAUGAGGAUGCAUCAACUAUCAGAACCCCAGAUCAUGAGUAUAGCAAGUGAACUAUCAACAAUGACUAUUGAAGGUGACGCUAGGGCGAUCGUGAAGGAGAACAUUGCUUUGAAGAGAAAAAUUGGAAGCUAUAGUGGUAUGAGGCAUACUUUACAUCUACCAGUCCGAGGCCAGCGUACAAGAAACAACGCAAAAACUGCAAGAAAGCUCAAUAAAAUUGAUAGGCGUGGACUUCAUACAUCUUCUCAGACAAAAGUACAACAUAGUCAUUCCCUCUGGUCGUAUAUUUUUGGCAAGUGA